Glycine soja is the source of this 612-nucleotide messenger RNA. RefSeq names its product guanosine nucleotide diphosphate dissociation inhibitor 1-like. Gene Ontology annotation, cellular component: cytoplasm. Bases 1 to 612 code for a protein of 203 amino acids. Gene Ontology annotation, biological process: protein transport; vesicle-mediated transport; small GTPase-mediated signal transduction. Gene Ontology annotation, molecular function: Rab GDP-dissociation inhibitor activity. The record is from RefSeq and is a predicted model, not a curated record. The transcript is spliced from 5 exons. NCBI's taxonomy places the organism in Eukaryota, Viridiplantae, Streptophyta, Magnoliopsida, Fabales, Fabaceae.
AUGGAUGAGGGGUGCGAUGUGAUCGUGUUGGGCACGGGUCUCAAGGAGUGCAUUCUCAGCGGUCUUCUCUCUGUCGAUGGCCUCAAGGUUCUGAACAUGGACAAGAAUGACUAUUACGGAGGAGAAUCCACUUCACUCAAUCUUCUUCAACUUUGGAAGAGAUUCAGGGGAGAUGACAAGCCUCCUUCACAUUUGGGCGCUAGCAAGGACUAUAACAUCGAUAUGAACCCUAAGUUUAUUAUGGCUAAUGGCAAUUUGGUGUGGGUUCUCAUACAUACCAAUGUUACUAAGUAUCUCUCUUUCAAAGCUAUGCAUGGGAGCUUUGUGUUUAAUAAAGGAAAGGUAUUUCAUAAGGUGCCCACAAACAACAUGGAGGCCUUGAAGUCUCCACUUAUGGGGCUAUUUGAAAAAUGCCGAGCACGCAAGUUUUUCAUUUAUGUGCAAAAUUACAAUGAGAGUGAUCCCAAGACCCAUGAAGGGAUGGACUUGACAAGAGUGAAUACUAAAGAGUUUAUAGUGUAUAUGUACACUUGUUUUCUUGUCGUGUUCAUUAUUUAUGCAGAUUUUAAUGUCUCAAGCUCAGCAUUUGCGUUGCCUUCAUACACUGCGUAA